Messenger RNA from Chenopodium quinoa (quinoa), 1319 nucleotides. RefSeq names its product rho GDP-dissociation inhibitor 1-like. The coding region runs from base 282 to 1061 and encodes 259 amino acids. Gene Ontology annotation, cellular component: membrane; cytoplasm; cytosol. The record is from RefSeq and is a predicted model, not a curated record. Gene Ontology annotation, biological process: Rho protein signal transduction. Gene Ontology annotation, molecular function: protein binding; Rho GDP-dissociation inhibitor activity. Lineage: Eukaryota; Viridiplantae; Streptophyta; Magnoliopsida; Caryophyllales; Amaranthaceae. The transcript has 5 exons.
AAAUGAUGUGGUACCAAUGUUACUUGUCUAACAGUUACGCGAAUUGAGAAAAUUUAUACACACAUCCUAUGUUACUUGCUUUUGCUGCUUGCCUUUAAUACAAAGCUACCAUAUUUCACAACUUUUAAACCCACAUGCCAUAUGCUUUCAUCAUGAUCAUAACUUGCACAAUUAAAUAAAUAAUUCUUCAAUGCCUUAAAUUUAGGACAAUUUCAACCUCACAACACAACACAGAGCAAAAACCCUGUAUUUGUGUCUAAGUGUUAGUUUUCAAAAGUAUAAUGUCUGCUGUUGUAGGAACUAUUUCUCCCUCCCAAAAUUCCGGGAUUAUUCUCUCUUCUAACAUGAAGAAGGAAGUAGAGCAAAAACCUGAUAAGAUCAUAGAGAGCUUAGGCUGCGAGUUGAAUGAAAACGCAGACAUUUGCAAGGAUUUGAUCAAAGAAAUCAGCAAAAGGACUGAUCAUACUGAAGAAAACUCUGAAGUCAAGCGCGAUGAUGAUGCCUGUUUGAAGUCUGAAAAUUGUCAGAACGACGAGCAGCUUGAGAAGGAUGAUAAGGAUGAUGAAAGCUUAAGCAAUCAGAAGCAACUUCUUGGGAACAUUAAUCUUACAGCAGUAGAAGAAGCAGGGAACAAAGCACCAGAAGUUCAGAUACUGAGCCUAUCAGUUCUUUCUCCUGGUCGAGCCGAUGUAGUGUUGCCAAUUCCAUUUCCAUCAACAACUUCUAAGGCCACACUAUUCACCCUCAAGGAAGGAAGCAAAUAUCGUAUCAAAUUUCUUUUUACCGUGACCAAAAAUGUUGUUAAAAAUCUUGCAUACACUUACAUGGUCUGGAAGUCUGGAAUUAGAGUGCAUCAAACAAAGAAAUUGGUAGGCACAUUUAGCCCAAGACAAGAGCAAUAUACCUUUGAAUUAGAAGAAGGAACAACACCUUCCGGGUUCUUUGCAAGGGGUCCUUUUCUUGUUCGAUCUAAGUUUGUGGAUGAUGAUGGCAACUGUUACUUGGAUACCACAUACUACUUUGACAUCAGAAAGGACUGGGGAGCAAGAGAGAAGUGCUAGAUUUAAUCCUAAUUUUCUUUGUAAUUUUUAUAACUUGUAUUUUGCCUUAAUGUUAAAGUAAAAAUAAUUAAAAAAAAUUAGCUUUAUUUGGUCCAUUUAAAUUCAAUCUAUUGUGUCAUUGUGUGUAAUAUCAUUUUAUGUGUAGUUGUGUACACCCAUUUGUAAUCCCUCAUAUUUGGGGAGCCAAAGUGAGGCGCCAAAAAAAAAAAAAGGGGAAAUUCAAUUUCCAUUAAUUAUUAUUUUUAACUUUCCUCUAAA